AUGAAGCAAGUAAGUGCUCUCAGUUAUUUACUCGUCAUUGUCUCCUUCCUGGUCUGUCUUCUCUCGCUCGUAGUGGAGACAGCACCUACCCCUGGAUACACGGGGGUAUGGAGAAAUCCUUGCGAAGACACCACACCUUCUUUUGAACCCUACAAUACAACAAACCAAGAGAAAUCAAUGGUUUUAAGCGAUAUCAAUACCAAUCUCAAUGAAGCAGAAAACAUAGCAACCGACAUUAAGAAUGAAUAUAGAUUGCAUCGUGUUGCAAGUCAAGUAUCUAACGAGACAUGUGUGUCCAACUUUGAGGAUAAUCUAGACAAUAUAUACUUACACGUUCCCGGAUUUCCGGAUCUAAGCACGUAUUUCGUUGGUUCCGACGCCAUCGCUAUCUGCGCAAAUAUUUCUGCGGCAUUGCUACAUGAUUACAAAAACCUGGUUCGUGUUAUGAUUUACCUAGAAGAAACCAUCCAGGAAGAACAUGAUGAAAGCUAUGAACAACAGUUGAAGAAUCUACAUGAUGCGAUCAAGGGGGUCAUGUGUAAAUUUCACGUGCUUGAGCAGCCCUGCGGCCUGGAAGAGCAAGGUCUAAAUGUUACCGACAUUAUCAAACAAUACAAAGUAUCCCGUCAAAAUGAGCGUGAUUACCUGUUGAUUAGAGAUACAAUCAUACUUAUGCGUGGCCUUCAUAAAAGGUACAAUACAUGUAAUGCAUUGUAUAGUAAAACCUCCGGAUAA
This is a messenger RNA of Ylistrum balloti, 735 nucleotides long. RefSeq lists its product as uncharacterized. The record is from RefSeq and is a predicted model, not a curated record. Lineage: Eukaryota; Metazoa; Mollusca; Bivalvia; Pectinida; Pectinidae. Bases 1 to 735 code for a protein of 244 amino acids. The transcript is spliced from 4 exons.